AUGGACCUCCCGACGCCUCGCGAGCUGGAGCUCGAGACGCUCCUCAGACAGCGCGACGUGCAGCUCACAGAUCUCACGGACGAGGUCACACACCUUAGACAGUACCUCGCUAACCAGCCUGUCCCGACGGUCACCGACCCCAUAUCGCUGCCACCACCACUCGUCUCGCUAUUGCUCCCGCACAUCAAUGACCAGUCGUCCGCCACAUCCUCAUCCGCGUUGUCCAGCACUGUCGUACAAGCCCUGACUCAGCGGGUCAAGGUCCUACAAGAAGAGAAUGAUGAACUUUACGAGCUACUGAAGACGGGGGAAACAGGGAGGCUGAAGGAGGACGUGCGCUCAUUGAAGAGAGUCGUCCAAAAGCUGGAGGGAGCGCUGAGAGACUCGCACCAAGCGAUCAAUUCUCUAUCAGAGGAGCUUGACAAGGCUCAGGCUACAAUCCUCGAGAACAGCCGAAUGAAGCCCAACAAUCCCCGUGCACUCUCUCAGUCCCCCGUAAUGCGCACGAACCAGAAUCUCCCACCACACAUGAGCCAGCCUUCGAAUGGCUCUUCCAAACUCCCGCCCACAGGCCCGCGUGCGCACAAAAAGCCGCGCCUCUCGGAGACGCCUUCGGCCCCACCUUCGUCUCAUGGGAGCCAACCUGCAAAGGGUAACCGCGUACAUGGCGGGUCCUCCGCCCGCCGACAGGAAACACCCAACCGCUCUCCGCGAGUGACCACGUCGAACGACCGGAAGCCGAAGAUGGAAGUAGACGACGGGGGUCGCAAACACUGGUCCCCAAAGCACGGCCUCGACCAUGAAGAACGUGCGGAGAGACCUUCGGACCGCGACCGCGACCGUGACCGGGAGCGCGAUCGCGAGCGUGGUCACGAACGCGACCGUGACCGGCCGCCAAAGGACCGCGAGCGAGACAGACACACUCACCGCGACCGCGAUCGUGACCGGGCGAGAGACUUUGAUAGGUCCAAACGGAACGGUGCGUAUGGCGGUUCGGGCGGCGGUGGCGGGGGUAGUUCGGGGGGAGGCACCGGAGGUGGCAGACGGCCGCGCCGUGGCAGCAACACGAACUCGUACUCUUCCGCCGGAGAUCGGACGUUGAAGGAGCGUAUGGGACUCUAA
This is a messenger RNA of Phanerochaete carnosa HHB-10118-sp, 1122 nucleotides long. RefSeq lists its product as uncharacterized. The transcript has 4 exons. Bases 1 to 1122 code for a protein of 373 amino acids. The record is from RefSeq and is a predicted model, not a curated record. Gene Ontology annotation, biological process: regulation of alternative mRNA splicing, via spliceosome. Gene Ontology annotation, cellular component: nucleus. Lineage: Eukaryota; Fungi; Basidiomycota; Agaricomycetes; Polyporales; Phanerochaetaceae.